Epithele typhae is the source of this 1263-nucleotide messenger RNA. Its product is annotated as phosphoglycerate mutase-like protein. Gene Ontology annotation, molecular function: phosphatase activity. The coding region runs from base 1 to 1263 and encodes 420 amino acids. Lineage: Eukaryota; Fungi; Basidiomycota; Agaricomycetes; Polyporales; Epitheliaceae. Gene Ontology annotation, biological process: dephosphorylation. The transcript is spliced from 9 exons. The record is from RefSeq and is a predicted model, not a curated record.
AUGUCCAGCGACGGAAGCACUCUUCUCGGAGUGGUUGUUCUCGCCCGCCAUGGCGAUCGGCAAGGGUUUUACCAGGACCUGGCCACCUAUAACGCGUCUGACACUGCGAUCACGCCUCUCGGUGAGACACAAGAGUUCCAGCUGGGAUCGCUCCUCAAUAGCCUAUACCUGAACGAGUCGUCACCGUCGUUCAUCAAAGGCAUUGCGAGCAGCAGCCAGCUUUUCAACGGGACCCAGGUCAAAGGCUUGUGGCCGCCCACGUCGAGCUCCGUCAUCCAGCUCGCGAACGGCACAAACGUCACGAGUCCACUUAACGGGUACCAAUAUGUUCCCAUUGAGUCGGUGGAGUCCAACGAGGAUGUCUCUCUGGAAGGCUUUACGUCUUGCCCCAAUCUCGACCAGCACACUUUAGCUUUUUACAGCUCCCGUGCUUUCGCACAGAAGGCCGCCGAGGUCAAUGCGUUCUUGACCAGCCUCGUUCCCAUCUUGGACGGGCGUCUCGUGGCGCUUCAGAACAUUAUCUUUGAUUUCAUGAAUGUCCAAUCGAUCCACAACGCAACUUUCGCAGCCUCGCUCCCUACCGGGGCUCUUGCGCAGGCCCGCGAUCUCGCCAACUGGCACGAGUACAACGUCUUCAGUGACACGUCCCUCAACGGCAUCGGAAACAUCGCGUUCCGGACCAUGAUCCCCUCGGUCGCGACCGCCAUGCAGCGCAUCGCGAACUCGAGCGACCCCCUCAAGCUCCACUACUCCGCGAUCUCCUACAAGCCGUUCCUGAGCCUGUUCAACAUGACCGGCGUGAACGCGAACGGCGCGCUCCCGCCCGCGAUCGUCAACUACGCCGCCCCCGUCGUCUUCGAGGUCCGCCAGCCGGCGACCCCCCGCGGAGCCGACCGUGCGCCUCCUGUUCAAGAACGGGACGGACGACGCGGGGCUCGCCGCGCACCGAUGACGCUCCCGGCCUUCAGCGGGACCGACGUCCCGCUCUCGACGUUCCUCGGGGCGCUCGAGCCCGCGGCGGUGAACACGACGAUGGACUGGUGCUACGCGUGCGGGCAGUCGAGCCUGCGGGGUGCUCGGGCGCGACGCGGUGUCCCCGCUUGCGGCGGGGUGGAUCGGGGCGGGCGCGGCGGUCGCGGUGUGGGCGAUGGGCUUCGUGUCCUCGCGUUCAUGGGGUACGUCAAGUUCCAGCUGCCGAACCGGCGGCGGCGGACGUCCGAGGCGGGAUCUUCGACAGACUCGAUCACGAAGGAGAGUGUUUGA